Messenger RNA from Mustela lutreola (European mink), 748 nucleotides. RefSeq names its product cystatin E/M (gene CST6). The record is from RefSeq and is a predicted model, not a curated record. Bases 188 to 646 code for a protein of 152 amino acids. Gene Ontology annotation, molecular function: cysteine-type endopeptidase inhibitor activity. NCBI's taxonomy places the organism in Eukaryota, Metazoa, Chordata, Mammalia, Carnivora, Mustelidae. The transcript has 3 exons. Gene Ontology annotation, cellular component: extracellular exosome.
GUAAGGCAGCAUCGCUGGACGCAGGUGGGGGAGGCCUCCACUGCCCCCUUGGGCAGAAGGGAGGUGGCCUCUCAGACCCGCCCAGGCUCUGUGAUCCCUCCCCUGCCCCGCCGCGGGGGCGCGGGGUGGGCGGGGCAUUUGCGCAGGUAAAAAGCGGGGCGCGCAGGGGGACCUGGCAUUGCCUGCCAUGGCAACUCCGAGCCUCCCUCGGGCCCUGGGCCUGGGCCUGCUCGCGCUCUGCCUUCUGGCGUUCCUCCACAAUGCCUGUGCCCGCCCCCGCUCCGGGGAGGGUCUCAUAGGUGGCCGCAGGGACCUGUCUCCCAGCGACCCGCAGGUGCAGAAGGCGGCCCAGGCGGCGGUGGCCAGCUACAACAUGGGCAGCAACAGCCUCUACUACUUCCGGGACACCAACAUCCUCAAGGCGCAGAGCCAGUUGGUGGCCGGCAUCAAGUACUACCUGACUGUUGAGAUGGGGAGCACAGCCUGUCGCAAGAACAUGGCCACCGGAGACGGCGUGGAUAUCGCCACCUGCCCCUUUGCCACAGGAGUGCAGGAGGAGAAGCUGCGCUGUGACUUCGAGAUCCUAGUGGUCCCCUGGCAGAAUUCCUCCCAGCUUCUGAAGCACAACUGCGUGACCAUAUCGUAGACCCCUCGGGGCAUGGGGGCCGGGGGCGGCGGGGCUCAGGCGGGAAGGCACUUCAGGUCCAGGGAUGUACCUAUCACAAUAAAUUGCUGGCACUGCUUCUUG